AUGGUACUUUUACUAUCAGAUAACUGUUUACUUAUACAGGUCACAUCAUCUUCUGGUAUCCGGGUCGGUCUUACGGUUUCGAUGAUAUGCGAGACUGUGAUUAAAAAUGGUAAAACGUUAGAUGAGCUCAAUCGAGACGACAUUUUAUGUAAAGUUAUAUAUGUUUCUCAAGUUCAUCCUGGAGGAUGGGUACCGACUGCAGCAUUAAGACAAGUCUAUAAGAAGGAGUACCCGAAAUUCCUCCGAACUUUCACAAGUUACGUGCUUAAAAAUGUGAAGAACAAGCCUUUAAGUAUUUGA
Molecule: messenger RNA, 300 nt
Organism: Cooperia oncophora
Lineage: Eukaryota; Metazoa; Nematoda; Chromadorea; Rhabditida; Trichostrongylidae
Source: the annotation of a GenBank genome assembly